AUGGAUGAUGCAGAGGACAACGAGAAACCAAGGAAGCCCACAACGCAUGAUGAGCGAGGUGCAGCUGACUUGGAACGUGUUACUGAUUAUUUCGAAGAAAAAGAACUCAGUGUUGGACUAGACGCAGUUAAAGCUGUAUCAGAUACUGCUGGUGAUGCCGUUGCCGCUGACAAAGCUCAAAAACAGAAACAAAUGCUAAAGGUUAAGGUCAGAAAUGAAGACAUAGCUUUGAUCUGCCAAGAGAUGGAGGUUAGUAAGCUGAUGGCCGAACGUCAUCUCAAAGAACACCAAGCCGCAAUGUCGCAUAACCUUGUGAAUAGCGGUUAUACACAUUCUUCUUCAUUUGAUUAUACAACGUUAUCAUCAGGUUAUCGUAUACCAGAGUUGAGUGAGAUACUGGUGUGA
Molecule: messenger RNA, 405 nt
Organism: Trichobilharzia regenti
Lineage: Eukaryota; Metazoa; Platyhelminthes; Trematoda; Strigeidida; Schistosomatidae
Source: the annotation of a GenBank genome assembly